GCGUUUUCCUUGGGCCGGGCGCUGCGAGGGGCCGGCCGCGUCCCCAUUGGUUGUCGGGGAAAUAAGAUCACCUCCUGGACCAUAGUCAUUUCCGGAGCUGAGCUGCGGCGAGAAGAGGGUCCCCAUGAUGAAACGGGCAGCUGCAGCAGCCAUCGGAGGAGCCCUGGCCGUGGGGGCUGUGCCCGUGGUGCUGGGCGCCCUGGGCUUCACCGGGGCAGGGAUCGCGGCCUCCUCCUUAGCGGCCAAGAUGAUGUCAGCGGCCGCCGUCGCCAACGGGGGCGGCGUCGCAGCCGGCAGCCUGGUGGCGACUCUCCAGUCCGUGGGGGCAGCUGGACUCUCCACAUCAUCCAACAUCCUCCUGGGCUCCGUGGGAUCAGCUUUUGGGGCUUGGCUUGGAGGUACAAAAAAGGUACCUCCUUCCCCUCCCCCGGCUGAACCCAGGGCUGAAGGCGGCCAGCCAGGAGAAGAUGUAUCCCAAGCUGAACCUCCCAACCCCCCCUCAAGUCGGAGAAGCUUGAGAAAUAAAGUCACCUGCCCGUUCCCUGUCUUUGUUCCUGGCUGCCCCGGGCUUGCUGAUACCUUGAGGACGCAGGUGGUCGGAAGCGAGCUAAGUGAAGGUUCCAGAUCUCCUGGAAACACCCCUGGGAGUCCCCCAUUCUCAGUCUAUGGAAAGAUGCCCAUCUUCAGUAGCAGCAGGAGAUGCUAUAACCUGGCUGCAGCAUCCUGGGUGCCUAUCAGUGAAGAAACUAGAGGAUCUCAACAUUUGCACAGAGACCUCAUUCUCAGUAUGAAGUUCUGGGUGCCUCCUGGCCCAGACACCCAACCUCGCCAAAACUAAACCUCCAGGUGUCUGCUAGAGGAGGCUACCUGGGGGUCUGCCUGCUUCCUUAAGAGACUGCCAGCCAGCCCUCCUGCUGCCAUUGCACCUUAAGGCCAACCUCUAGUAUCACAUACCGCUCCAGUGGCUGAGGCUUUGGGGGUCCCAGGAGCAAAGGUGCCUCUUCCUCCCCUUCUCCACGGAUACCUUAAGAUUCGGCUUUCUGGGGAAAGCUAAGUGGAACCAGAUGUCCGUGUGAUUUCUGACUUCUAAAUUGUGUUACCGCCAUCUUUUCCUCCUGUCUCUUUGUUCAUGUGGGUUUAAGCCUUUCUUUAGUCCUUUACUGCUAUUUUAGUGAUAUUUUGAGAAGGAACAGGUAAAGCGAUCUCUCUGUUGG
This is a messenger RNA of Sus scrofa (pig), 1214 nucleotides long. NCBI's taxonomy places the organism in Eukaryota, Metazoa, Chordata, Mammalia, Artiodactyla, Suidae. The record is from RefSeq and is a predicted model, not a curated record.